AUGGGUGUGAUGGUCCAUCUCCAGCAUGCGGCACCUAGUGUCAGCAAUAUUGCGAUUGGUGCUGCAAUAUUAGGUCUCAUCGUGAUCAUUGCCGAUUAUGCUCGGAUGCUCUAUCUCAGAAGUAAAAUGCCACCUGGUCCCUUUCCAUGGCCGAUCAUAGGGAACACAUAUCAACUACCCGACACAAAGCCAUGGGUGUACUUCGAGGAGGUCGCCAAGCAGUACAAAACUCCUGUGAUCACGUACUGGAUAGGUCGCAAUCCCACCGUUUGGAUCUGCGACGCUUGGGCUGCUUCAGAAAUGCUCGACAAGCGAGCUGCAGUUUAUUCCUCGCGACCUAGAAUGGUGGUAUUUGGCGAGCUCAGCAUGGGCCAGUCCAAUAUCGUGUCUAUGUUUUAUGGCGAUCGCUGGCGCGUUCAUCGAAAGCUCACUCACAUGGGUGUUGGACUGCAGCUUGUGAGGAGCUACAGUGGGUUUCAAAAUAACGAGAGCAAAAUGGUGGCGUGGGAAAUUCUCAAAGAUCCCAAAGACUAUGUCAUGGCAUACGAGCGGUAUGCUGCCUCUGUGGUCAGUAUAAUUGGUUUCAAUCGACGGAUCAGCUCAAAAGAGGACCCUAUUAUCACGGAAGUUAUUGCUGUCAUGCAAAAGGCUGCAGAGUUGAACGUACCUGGAAAGACAUUCCCAAUGUUGCUGGAAACAUACCCUUUUCUUGCGAGAUUUCCAAACUGGAUGGCACCGUGGAAGCACGGUCUCGGUGGUGGAAAAGGCCGGGGACGAUCAUUUUACUACGCACUCGCUGAAGAAGCAGUCCAGAAGAACGGAGGUGAGAAUUGCUAUGCGAAGAAGAUCUUCGACGAGGCCCCGAAAUAUGGAUUGUCCAACCUCGAAAUUGCUUCUUUGAAUGGCAACCUGUUUGGCGCCGGAAGCGACACAUCAAGUUCAACCUUGUGUACGUUCACCCUGGCAUGCUGUGCUUUCCCAGAUGCUCUUCCGAAAGCUUGGGAAGAGCUCGAUCGAGUUGUUGGUCCUUACCGAAGUCCUGGACUUGAUGACGAUUUGCCAUACAUUCGUGCUUUUGUGAAAGAGGUUUUCAGAUGGCGAUCCGUUGCCAUAAUAGGUGGCCAGCCACAUGCCCCUAUCCAGGAUGACUAUUAUAAGGGCUGGUAUAUCCCUAAGAAUACCUGGGUGCAGGGUAAUGUUUGGGCCAUCCACCGCAAUGAAAAUGAAUUUCCGGAGCCAGAUCGUUUCUACCCUGAUCGAUUUUUCGAAGGCAAUCCCCUACACCGCCCAUUUCCCAAUGACAAGGGCUAUAUGACGUUUGGUUGGGGCCGUCGUGUCUGCAGUGGCCAGGGUCUAGCCGAACAAGGUACCUUUUUGACCGUUGCAAGACUCCUAUGGGCUUUCAACAUUCAAAAGGCUUUGGAUCAGACUGGUAACGAGAUACCGGUGGAUAUAUUCGAUUACACUAAUGGUCUGAAUAUGCGACCACAACCAUUUGAGUGCCGAUUCACACCGCGGUCAUCUGAGAUCAAGGAGACUAUCGAAAGGGAAGGCCGCCAGGCCCUUGAAGAAUUGUCGCAAUUUGAGGGCGAAAGCCAAUACCGUCUGAGCACCUUUUAUUUGAAUGACACAGUAAACAAAUAA
This is a messenger RNA of Exophiala bonariae, 1644 nucleotides long. RefSeq lists its product as uncharacterized. The record is from RefSeq and is a predicted model, not a curated record. Bases 1 to 1644 code for a protein of 547 amino acids. The transcript has 5 exons. Lineage: Eukaryota; Fungi; Ascomycota; Eurotiomycetes; Chaetothyriales; Herpotrichiellaceae. Gene Ontology annotation, molecular function: monooxygenase activity; heme binding; oxidoreductase activity, acting on paired donors, with incorporation or reduction of molecular oxygen.